UUAUAAAUGAUUUUCCAAGAUGGCCGCGCCCAUGGAUUUUUGUGUGGCCGUGAAAAAAGAGGACGCACAAAACGUUCGAAAGAAACUCGAAGCGGCGGGGAUUCUCGACAGAUCAAGGAAAAUUCAAAUUCUGUCGACUGGAGAAGCUGUUAUACCUGUCAAGAAUCACACAUCUGAAGAGAUAAAUGACAUUUUAGGAACGUUAACAUUAGACCACAGGAUUUUGGAUGGCGCCCCCCUCCAACCCUCUAGGAGAAAACAACAUAUUUCCCAGCAAGACCGACUGCGGACAGCCAUUUCUAAGUUGUUAGAUAAAGAAGAGUUGGACAGAGAGCUUGAAACGGACAUUCCAACGAGAUGGGAGAAACAUGGAGACCUUAUCCUUUUGCCAGAAUUUUCUUUUAGAUCUCCCAAAUGGAAAGAGAUCCAGGCAAAAUUUCACCAGCAGGACUGUGAGAACCAAGGCCUGCCCUGUCAGAUGUACAGAUGUUUCUGGCAGCUGAUAACUGAGUCCCUGGGGGGGACCCGACUGGCCAGGAAGGGCACCAUACAGGACGACCUCUACAGGUCACCCAGGGUGGAGCUGUUGCUAGGCGACCAUGGAUGGGUGGGGCACACAGACAAUGGGAUCAGGUACACCUUUGAUGUGACAAGGUGCAUGUUCUCACCUGGAAACAUCACAGAAAAGCUGCGAGUAGCCAGGAUGGGCUGUGAGGGACAAACUGUCGUGGAUCUGUAUGCAGGUAUAGGAUACUUCACCCUCCCGUUCCUGGUGCAUGGCAAGGCGGCAGAGGUGCACGCCUGUGAGUGGAACCCUGCAGCUGUAGAGGCACUGCAGAAAAACCUGCAGAUCAACAAGGUCCAGGACAGAUGUACAGUCCACCAUGGAGACAACAGACAGGUGUGUCCGAGGGGCGUGGCGGACCGUGUGAACCUUGGUCUGAUACCCUCCUCCAGGAGUGGCUGGCCGGUGGCCUGUGCCGCACUGAGACCAACCACAGGAGGCAUUCUGCACAUUCACGAAAACGUCACAACUUUCCACAAAAACGACACUUAUGGUGGCAAAAUUUCUGUCGCUGGAACAAUGGCCAAUACAAAGACACAUGAUUUUAAACAAGAUUCAAGCCAACAUACAAGCAAUAGCUUUGAGGAAGAUGUUUCUUCGGAACAUACGGAGAUAUGUGGUAGUAGCAAAAAUAAAGACGCUUCAAGUGAGUUUUCUGUAAAUCAUAAUCUACAGAAAGAAGAGCAUGAAAGUCAAAUAUACUGUAAACAGUGCUGUCAUAAAGUACAUUGCAGUAGAGAGAGUGAAGCAGGCACAUGUGAUUUAAAGGGUUUUGCUACAUCUUCAGAUAGUGGUGAAAGUGUUCAAAUGGUAAAAGAUAAUGUACAGAAUACGGGAAAGGACAAUUCUGGUUUUGUUGCCAUUCAAGAUGAAAGUUGUCAAAGACAAAAAACACACCAGACAGAUUCUGCUGUGAGUGCAAAAGCUACAUCUGUAAAAGAGGAAUGGAAUCUUUGGGCUGACAGAGUUGCUAAUGACAUCCAAAGAUUGUUGUCAGAAAUGCAAGGUGGUACAUGGCAGACAAGGGUUUUACAUAUUGAGCAUGUAAAGUCGUAUGCACCACAUGUUGACCAUCUUGUGGUGGAUUUAGAGUGUAGGCCUUUACAGACCUGAAAAGUUAAUUUUAAUGAGUUUGUCAAGAAAUGUAAUAAAUGAUGCAAAAUA
This is a messenger RNA of Branchiostoma floridae (Florida lancelet), 1729 nucleotides long. Its product is annotated as tRNA wybutosine-synthesizing protein 2 homolog. Gene Ontology annotation, molecular function: tRNA methyltransferase activity. Lineage: Eukaryota; Metazoa; Chordata; Leptocardii; Amphioxiformes; Branchiostomatidae. Bases 20 to 1678 code for a protein of 552 amino acids. The record is from RefSeq and is a predicted model, not a curated record. Gene Ontology annotation, biological process: tRNA methylation. The transcript is spliced from 5 exons. Gene Ontology annotation, cellular component: cytoplasm.